Messenger RNA from Coregonus clupeaformis (lake whitefish), 4462 nucleotides. RefSeq names its product NPL4 homolog, ubiquitin recognition factor (gene nploc4). Gene Ontology annotation, biological process: ubiquitin-dependent protein catabolic process. The coding region runs from base 222 to 2093 and encodes 623 amino acids. Gene Ontology annotation, molecular function: ubiquitin protein ligase binding; ubiquitin binding. The transcript is spliced from 17 exons. NCBI's taxonomy places the organism in Eukaryota, Metazoa, Chordata, Actinopteri, Salmoniformes, Salmonidae. The record is from RefSeq and is a predicted model, not a curated record. Gene Ontology annotation, cellular component: nucleus.
GCUGAAUAAAUAAAGUAGCGGAAAGUUUAUAUAUCGAUGACUGUUUCACUCGGGGAGUUGCUGAGGGGCACUAUGGUACGGACUUUUUAGCGUGUAACACCCGGUGUUUGAGUUGCGGUAUGGAGUUUCGUUGACUCUGUCCAGUCAGUAAAUCUUCUAUCGUUGGUAUCAUUCUCUUUUGUUACACAGUGAAAUAAAUCGGGAUCACAAACCCGAACAUCAUGGCAGAAAAUAUUAUCAUCCGUGUUCAGUCCCCGAAUGGGAUGAAGAAGAUCCCCGCCACCAAGAAAGAGACAGCAGCCGCUUUCCUCAAUAAGGUGGGCAAAGAGUUUGGCUUCACCUCCAACGGCUUCUCUAUCUUCCUGAACCGCAACAAGACCGAUGAGAUCCAGUCCCAGAAUAAGACCCUCAGCCUGCUCAAGAUCAAACAUGGAGACAUGCUCUUCCUGUACCCCUCGGGCUCCCCAGGACCCUCAGGAGAGACCAUGGAUGUGGCCACGCCUCACUCUUCAUCAUCACUACCCUCAUCCUCGUCUUCAUCAUCCAUGAUGUCACGCUCCCACUCGGGACCCCACAUCCCCGAGGACGAGAUUGACCAGGACCUGGCCAAGCAGGAGGGCAAGAUCUACAGGAACAAAGAUCCACAGCUGUGUCGACAUGGAUCGAUGGGAAAGUGUGUGCACUGCGUACCACUAGAGCCUUUUGACGAAGAGUACUUGAGCCAUCUAGACCCGCCUGUCAAGCACAUGUCAUUCCACGCCUACAUCCGUAAGAUGACAGGAGGCGCUGACAAAGGGAAGUUUGUGGCCCUGGAGAACAUCAGCUGUAAGAUCAAGUCAGGCUGUGAGGGCCACCCUCCCUGGCCAGAGGGGAUCUGCACCAAAUGCCAGCCCAGCGCCAUCACCCUCAACAGACAAAAAUACAGGCAUAUAGACAACAUCAUGUUUGAGAACCACACCAUCGCAGACCGUUUCCUGGACUUCUGGAGGAAGACGGGCAGCCAGAGGAUGGGCUACCUGUACGGCAGGUACACCGAGCACAAAGACAUCCCUCUGGCCAUCCGAGCGGAGGUCGCUGCCAUCUACGAACCCCCGCAGAUUGCCACCCAGAACAGUCUGGAGCUGGUGGAGGACCCUAAAGCUGCAGCCGUAGAGGAGAUCGCAGCUAAGCUGGGCCUGCGUAAGGUGGGGUGGAUAUUCACUGACCUGCUCUCUGAGGACACCAGGAUAGGAACAGUUAAAUACACCAGGAACAAGGACUCGUACUUCCUGAGUGCAGAGGAGUGCAUCACGGCUGGACACUUCCAGAACCAACAGUCUAAUCCCUGCAGACUCUCACCCGACGGACACUUCGGGUCCAAGUUUAUCACUGUGGUGGCCACAGGUGGUCCUGAUAACCAGGUGCACUUUGAGGGUUACCAGGUGUCUAACCAGUGCAUGGCCCUGGUGAGAGACGAGUGCCUACUGCCCUGCCGAGACGCCCCCGAGCUGGGCUACGCUAAAGAGUCCAGCACGGAGCAGUACGUACCGGACGUCUUCUACAAGGACAAAGAUAAAUUUGGCAACGACAUCACAUAUCUAGCCCGGCCUCUUCCCGUGGAGUACCUUAUCAUAGACAUAACCACCACAUUCCCCAAGGACCCACAGUACACAUUCUGCUCCACACAACGCUUCCCCAUUGAGAACAGAGACAUCCUGGGAGAGACACAGGAUUUCCACAGUUUAGCUACGUACCUAUCCCAGUGCACCUCCGCUGUAUUCCUGGACAUUGUGUCAGACUUUCACCUACUCAUCUUUCUGGUCACCAACGAGGUCAUGCCUCUCAGAGACAGCAUUGGUCUGCUGCUGGACGCAGUGAAGACAAAAGAUGAGGAGCUGGCUCAGACCUGGAAGAAGUCUGAGCAGUGGGCCACCAUCGAGCAGCUGUGCAGCACGGUGGGUGGGCAGUCAUCGGGCCCUCAGGAGUUCGGGGCCGUGGGCGGGGGCCCCUCUACCCCAGCGUCGUCCUCAGCCAUGUGGUCUUGCCUCCACUGCACCUUCAUGAACCAGCCAGGCACAGAGCUCUGUGAGAUGUGCAGCCUGCCGAGGGGUUAAACCCCAUCCCUCCUGUGGCCCCCUGCCCUGCUUCCCAAACCCCGCUUCCCAAACCCCUCCUUUACCACCCUGUGUCCAGCCCUGCCCACCUCCCCGUCUCCUUACGCACCAAUGACAUCAUUGCACCGGGAUUGGAUGCUGCAAGCAACUGUGUGAUUGGAUGUCUCCUCCUCUUGGCCCUCUGUUCCUCUGUUCCUCACUUCUCAGACUGCUAAGGGGAUGAUGAGCGUAAAAUGAUGGCACUCGUUUACACAAUCCAAUUAUGUAACAAAGGAUGACUGUGUGCUCUCAAUCCUUUCUCUAUCUCCUCCGUAGCCCCUGACUGAGACCGGCUGGGACAUGUUUUGGUAAAAGCACUUUGGCAACAAGUCUUCUUCCCUAUUUCUCCCCAUGGCCCCUGAUAUUCCUCCAUGACCUGGCUCCAAAAAACGUUGCUGUGCUUCAGGACAACGGCAAAAGAAAGACUGUUGAAUUUGGAUGUUAUCUCUCACUCACACCGACCAGUGCCCCCCCUCGCUGUCACAACUUAUUCUGGAAAAUCUGUUGUGUAAAUAAUAUACAUUAUUUGAGGAAUGAUUGAUGCUGUUUAUUUAAUUACACAUGAAGCAUUUUGUUUUCCUGAUUGUAGCUACAGUAUAUAUCUGGACUUUUGAAUCAGUUUGGGUCAGUUUUGCUCAGUCAGAUGCUACAGUUCUUGUAGAACUCACCCUCCCUUACAGUUCAACAGUUAUCAGACAGUGAUAAGAUCUCUUGAUUGGCCCAAGCUUAGAGACGUUAAAUGUAUCUAUCAUACAGUCUCAUAAAUCUAACCUCUUUAUUUAGUGUUUUCAAUUGCAGGAGUGAUAUUUGUUCUCGGUUGCUCAGGCUCUUCCCCUUGGUUGAUGCCCUGCCCUCAGGAGUACGUUUGGGGAGAUGGUUAUAUUUUUCAUUUGAAUUGGAACUGGCGUACAUGCUCAGUAUUUGUUAAAUCUCCAGUUGAAGCUUAUACUGUAUAGUACACCAUGCCUGUUUUGAUGGCUGCUUUGAGAUGCUUGCUUACUUACUGGGUUAGCUACCUACACACACUCUCGCUCUCUUGCUCUCUCGCGCUCUCUACCUACACUGGCGCCAGUCCAGGGGGGCCAGAGAAUAUCUCCUCUGACGGGCUCCUAUGGAUCUCAUCACUCUGCCUUCAAAGACUCCAUAGGUCACAGGUCAACAUAGUGGGAGAGAAAGAUGCCUUCCAGCAGGCCAAUGUGCUGUGCACCUGGGAUAGAGAGAGGAAGAAAGAUGGUCAGGGAGGGAAAAGGACAUUGCGAAGAGGGGGGGAGAGGGCAGGCAGUGUUGAAGAGCUUUGGGUGUGUUUGCUUUUGUUACAAACAACCAAUAUUUCCCUCCACACUAAAAACUGUACAACUGAACUCAUUCCAUCAGUAGUAAUUUGAUGUCAAAUAACUGAUGUCCACUGCACAAUCAAUUCAGUAGGGAAUGUUUACCCUUCUCAUGCCCCCUUUUUGAGAUCCAGGUUACAGUGAUCCAGGUACACUAUAAUGUCUGAAUAUGAAUGGGUAAGCAGGUAUCAUUGACCUUCCAGACGAGCACUUAUUCCACAAGAGCUCUGUGUCAUCACUGGGGGGGUUGUGUUACUUCACAUGUAUCGCUGAUUCAAUGUAUUCAGCUUUAUAUGCUUGAAAUAAAGUGUGCAAGCCUUUACACUGCUAUUUUGAUGGCAUUCAACUAAGUCGUUGGUUUGAGGUUCCUUUUUGGUUUGAUUUUACUCUAAUUUGACACUGUAGAAGUCAGAUUUAGUCCAACAGAUACCUCAACUUUUUCCAGCCUUGAAGUAUUUCCUGAAGAGGGGCUUGAUUCAAAAUACGUAGCGAGCGUCCAAGAGGUUGGGCCUGUGACUUGAAUUUUUAUCCAAUUUGGGGCUGCUAUCAGGAAAUUGGUAUUUUCAGUUAAAAGGAGAGGGGAGGCGGUCAUGGCUUUCAAAUUAUGCUAUUUAUAAAGCUGUGCUUUUUUUGUAUGAGCUUGGGAGUCAUUUUCAUUGAAGUGAGUAUAUUAGAUUAAUUUGAGAAUGCGUUAAGGUUAUUUUGCCUGUUUCCAUCCCUUUCCCUCUGUGAGUUCUUGCAAAAGAUGAUCUGCUGAUGCCAUGCUAAAGUAUUGACGAACAGAACAUAACAUAUGUCCUAGCUCUGGUCCAGGGGGAUUAUGUGUGGCUUGUUGAUGAAGUUGCACGUAACGCCCUGGACCAGAGCUACAUAAGUCCCAACUUCCCACUCAGAGCUGAAGAAUGGGACCCUGAAAGAAAGUUGUAUGAUGGGGUACACUUGGAUUUAAAUUUUCAAUAUCAAAAAUGCCAGUAAAACAAUAAAAAUAAUUCCUAUCAA